This is a messenger RNA of Priapulus caudatus, 892 nucleotides long. RefSeq lists its product as uncharacterized. Lineage: Eukaryota; Metazoa; Priapulida; Priapulimorpha; Priapulimorphida; Priapulidae. The record is from RefSeq and is a predicted model, not a curated record. Gene Ontology annotation, biological process: DNA integration. Gene Ontology annotation, molecular function: nucleic acid binding.
GUGAAAAUGUAAGUUCAGAAUUGCUGAGCUGCUUGCCCACACUAUACUGUACUACUACUUGGACUCACUUUAAGUUUAUGAGCUAAAUCAGCGUAGACUUAUGGAAAAUGCAACCCACAAUUAUCUUACUGCAAAAGAUGAGCCCUUAACAUUACAUAAUCGAAGGUUUUGAACAAGCUAAGCGACGUCGAAAGUAUUUUGUGAUUUUCAACUUCAUCGUGUAUAUAUAACUGUGUUUUAAUUUAAUAGACAUGUUAACUUUUAAAUAUAAAUGUUUUUCAAUUUUAUUUUACAGGUCCAAGUGAAUAACAAUGCUCAGGUGGGGCGUCCUCGUAAAGAAGUGUCAAAGAUAGCAAUAGAAAACAUGCUCAAGUUACACUUUACACUAGCAGUGAUUGCAAGAAAGCUUGGAAUUUCAAGGCCAACGUUAAAUGCCAAAAUGCUGGAGUUUGGCCUGAACAAGCCUAGUUUUGCCUCUAUUUCUGAUGACGACCUCAAUACACUUGUUAGAAAUAUAAAGCAAGAACAUCCCAACGUUGGGUCCAAGCUGCUUAUGGGGCAUAUUCGUGCUCACGGUUACACCAUACAGAGGAAAAGAAUUCGUUUAGCUUUGCAGCAUGUUGAUGCUCAUGGUAUAGCUGAGAGGCGAAGAAAAACAAUAACGCGUAGAGUAUACCAUGUGCACUACCCAAACUAUCUUUGGCACAUUGAUGGUAAACAUAGACUCAUAAGGUGGAGGUUCGUGGUUCCUAUUGGCAUAGAUGGUUAUAGCCGUACCUGUGUUUUUAUUGAGUGUAGUGGCAAUAAUAGAGCAAAAACUAUUGAAAAUGUUUUUCGCAAUGCUGUUACCAUUUUUGGAGAACCGAAACGGGUUCGUAGUGAUUUUGGGGGA